ACGUUGAAUUGUCAAAAGGUUUUGGCGUACCCAAUUUGUUUAUAAAUUUUUCCAUUUCUAAUCCAAAUAAAUAUUGUUUAUGUUAAAAUGCUGUGAGUAGGUUAUAAGCUCAAUUUUAUUACGAAUUUUAGAACAUUAAGGUCAACCAUAUAUUUCUAAUAACAUUAGUCAAUCCUGAAGUUUAUGUACAAAUUGGUUACCGGUACGUUAGAACUAAGAGGGCUACUCUGUUGUCUGUUCUCAAUUCUCAUAAUAAGUAUGUUGUGUAAUUUCUGAGUGUAUAUAAGUGGAACAUAUAUAAAUAAUAUUACAUGAACAGAACAGAGAGUGUGAAUAGUGAGAUAUUCAAAGCAGAUAAAUUCUGCUUAACCACAAUACACAAUGGCAGAUAGCGAUUACUUGGAUUCAAUGGAAAACAAUCAUUUAGACGGAACGAAUGGUUCAUUAAAUAUAAACGAUAAUAGCUUAGGGGGUGGAGAUGAAGCUUCAGGUACAGAAGUACCUGACUUGGCUGCCAUCAAGGCAAGAGUCCAAGAAAUGGAAGAGGAGGCUGAAAAGUUAAAACAAAUGCAAACUGAAGUUGAUAAAGCUAUGAGUAUGGGUAGUCCACCAGGACUAACAAGCCCCCUUAAUAUGUCAUUGGAGGAGAAGAUAGAAGCAGAUAAUAGAUCAGUUUAUGUUGGCAAUGUGGACUAUGGAGCCACAGCUGAAGAGUUGGAGCAGCAUUUCCAUGGAUGUGGAUCCAUUAAUAGAGUUACAAUAUUGUGUAAUAAGUUUGAUGGCCACCCUAAAGGAUUUGCAUAUAUUGAAUUUGGAGAUAAAGACAGUGUACAGACAGCUAUGGCAAUGGAUGAAUCAUUAUUUAGAGGUCGCCAAAUUAAGGUGAUGCCUAAACGCACAAAUAAACCAGGACUGUCGUCAACAAACCGUCCCCCCCGUGGCAGCCGAGGACGAGGCAGGGGCUACCGCGGUGGUUACACACCAUACUACUCAGGUUUCCGGCCGGCUGGUCGCCGCGGCAGACCAUAUAUUAGACGCGGCGGAUAUUACAAUCCGUACUGAGUACGGUAACGGGGCACCCCGCCCCUUGCCUACAUGUGAGGUGUUUGUAACCGGAAGUGUGUGUAGGAUAAGUUUGACCUGAUUUAGCCAUAUUAUUGUGUCAUUGGAAAUCACGCGAUCAAUGGAUUUGAACGUGGCUUGGAACUGUUCUCGAUUUUAUUUAUUAGUGAGGGUAGUUGUAAGUUGCAUUAGUGAUUAAGUGUCGUCGAAUUUAAACGAAAAAUAUUGUUGGGAUAAAACUAUGAAAUAUUAGCAUUAUGGGUUUAGAUUCGUUUAUCAUUUCCCCAGAUUUGAACAGGACUAAACUAAAUAUUCUGUGCUCUAAAAAUACACUAACUUGAGACCAGCUAGCGUUUUGUUGAGUUUUUGAUAAUUGCCACAAAACAAGGUGAUAAACAAUGUGUUAUUUUUAUUUUUUGAUCUUAUUUAAAAUAUACAAACUUAGGUAGAUGAAAUUUAGAAAGUCAAUGAAAUAAAGUGUUGUGCACAUAAUUACUACCCCACCAAAACCAACUAGGCACCUGUCAGAUGUUAUGUCACCCGCACCUGUUCAAAAUGGCUAAAAAAGAAAUUGCUGAUGAAGAGACAAAAAUUUUAACUAUUAAAAUAAGAUCUUACAAAAUAAAGUAAGUACAGAAACGCAAAUCGUGAAAUCAAAGCAGUACCUGACACAGAGUACAUUCCACCCCAGUGCCUAGUUGGUUUGGUAGAGUAAUAGACAACAGAAUAUUUCUUUUUAAUUCUACUCUAGUUUAGGUUACGACUUAGUGUUUAUGAUUUAUUAUAAUAAAAAAAAUCUGUUUUAAUGAUCCAAGUAGUUUUAUAUCAAUACUAAUGAAUUUUGUACAUAAUGUUUUUGUAGAUAAAUACUACAGCACAAUAUAAGAUGAAUUGUCAUGACGUUAGUUAGGCAUAUUAUUUUUAGUGUUUUUGGUCAGUGUUAUCAAUAAAUAUUCGUUUUAAUUGUAGUUAAAUACAAUAAAAAAAAUGUGGUAGGAUGCACCAGAGCAUGCUUUAUAGAACUAUAACAAUUUUAGGUUUUAAUGACCUUAAAUAUUUGAGUUUGAAUACCUCUGUAACCCUAAUAACUCUUAUAUUGUGAUUGACAAGCAUCAAUAAAUUACCACGUCCAGUUGGAACAUAACCAGAUCAAGUGUUACUGCAUCGUGGCCACUAAUAGUAUAAGGAUAAUUUUUCAUCCGAGCGCUCUUACCACUGAGCCAACCGUUUGAGUGACACAUGGUUCGUAAAUCUUGGUAUGUCUUGUUCAACUCUCAGGUUGUGGCUUCAUCUACAGGAUCUACUUUACAGUUUAGAUAACCUACUCAAUAAUUGUAAUGAGUGGAAAGAGCGCUCGAACGUAACUCGAGAGGUCGCGAGUUUGAAUCCCGCAUCGUUCACAAAUUUUGGAUGCAAAUUUAAUUUGUAUAAUUAAUCCUUUAAUUGUUUAGCAUUCAUUUGUUUACUUUAUUGAUAUUAGUUUUUAUGAUUAUAGUCUACUUUCCUAUUUAUCUAUGGUUGCUUAGAAAAGUUUAGGUUUUAUCCUAAUUCAUGCUUUAUCUCACUCAAGUUGAGAAGAAACGCGAUAAAGGAGGACACAGUGUGUAAGGCUCUUGCAAGACUAAUGAGAAUGUAAAAUAUUUUUUUAUUGGUUAAGCAAAUUUUUGGCGGUGCUUCUGGUAUCGGCAGGAGUUCUAAUAUAUCUUUGUAACAGCAUAAGAAUUUAUUAUUAGCUUGCUAUUGUGGCACUGUGUUUAUAAUAAUGAUCACAAUUAUUGAUGUAACACAAAUUAUUUAAAAUAACUUUUAGAGUAUUUAAUAUUACAGCAUUUUAAUUUUAUCAAUAUAGCGGGGGUUCAAUGAUAGGAAGAUCUGGUCUGCUGAACCGUCAGCUCAAAUAAUGCGCAGGUGUGCAGUUUUAUACAAUAUGCUGAACGGUUUCGCAAGUUGUCUUUUAACAGAAGUAGGUCCAAUACUGGUGAAUAAAUCGUAUGGCAGGUAUGUUCUUAUUGUGUUGGCGCGAUGAAGCGUGGCGUUUGUCGACGACUCUACACGAAAUACGACAGAAUUGUGGUCACUAUUCAGAUCUCCAUUUUUAUCGAUCGUUUUUUCAGUGCACGACAACACUACACGCAACACGAUUUACAAAAGAUAUUUCGGUCAAGCCGCUAUAUCGACGCGGCUUUUUUGUAAUGACGAUUUAACAGCUGUAUGAAACAAGUUGUUUGUUGACUCACGCGUUUUUCCUUACUCUUAAAUAUUUAGCGCGCAAUAUAAUUUAGUACAAUUUCGUGUGAAAAAUUGAUAAAAAGUUCUGAUUUGAUAUUUUGACUUUAAUAAAAAAUUAAAAAAGAAGCAGUGGAGUGUAAAUAUGAGACUGUUUUCAUUACAGCACGUAGUACUCUCCAACAUGUCUUUCGCUUAGAUGUGGAGGAAUCUAAAACAACUCCUUCUUAAAUAGCCUAAUUACGCAAAUUUGCUGGCGAUUAUUGUCGGGACACAUCUAACGCGGAGAGCAGAGAACGCCACUGCAUGGUCAUUGCAGAAUUGUGUAUAUACCUAGGCCAACGAGAGGAGAUAAAUAAUGUAAACAAACGGACUGAUAUUGACUGAUAUUAUGUAUAUUGUCAUAAAUACGGCUGAUUCGGACACGUCCGACAAAUCACCUUUGUCUGAUACAGACGACAGCUAUUAGAAUAGGGAAUCCAUAAAUUGUAAAUAAUUUAUUCAAAUAAAAAUGUUUUGAAGCCCUAAAACUUGUUGUUUACAUUCUUUGUCUCAGCCCGGUGGCCUUACUAUAGUGAACGAACAGUGCAGUGUUUCGUAUCUUAAAUCGUGAUCGCAAAUCGUGGCGUGCGGCGCCUUGUGAACAACCGACCUUACUAUCUGAUAUGUACACUGACCUCUACUAUUUACCACUUGACUGGCGUCUGUCAAAGUGCUUUUGUGCCUGUUUGAUAUUCACCAUUUUGGCGCUGUUGGCCAGAUAGCGAGAGUGCGGUACUAAAACUAGUCUUGAAAACCUCAGCUAAACAAACAUCGAUAGGGAAACCAUUUACAAAAAAAAAAUUGUGUACUUUAUAACGUUCAUUCCUGAGGUAUAAAUAACACGGAAAACGACCGAAUUAAUUGAAAAUGCAUAAAUAUUUCAGAGUAUUGUACGCUUCACUCGCAGCCAUUCUUGUAUUAUACGUCAAAAUUAGUUCUUUGAUCGCUCGAAAGUGGCGCUUCAAAUAGGCACAAAAACAUAAGGAACAAUCUGUCCAGUGGUAUUUAUGCUGGUCAGUGGAGAUUUAAGAUAUUUUUGUCUUUGAUUAUUAAUAAUGUAACUUUUAUUGUCAACUAUUACCAGUAAGGACACAAGAAGUAAUGUAAAAGCAAAAUGAAAAGAAAAAAAUUUAUAUAUAAGACUAAGUUUUAAUCAUG
Messenger RNA from Leptidea sinapis, 4488 nucleotides. It is a transcript of the gene Pabp2, whose product is annotated as polyadenylate-binding protein 2. The coding region runs from base 382 to 1062 and encodes 226 amino acids. Gene Ontology annotation, molecular function: RNA binding. Lineage: Eukaryota; Metazoa; Arthropoda; Insecta; Lepidoptera; Pieridae. The record is from RefSeq and is a predicted model, not a curated record. The transcript has 6 exons.